AUGUCAGACUCAAUAGAAACCCAUAAUCUGGAGGAUUUGUCACCAGUGGAGAUAGACACUGUUAUGACUACGAAAUCCCGACUUCCAGAAUUUGAUCGUAAUGAUCCUGAGUUGUGGUUUGCUCAACUAGAGCAUUAUUUCACGAGACACAAUAUCAAAUCUGAAGGGAUUCGCUAUAGAGACUUGUGUUCUAUCCUUCCUCCUUCAGUCGCCAAAGAAGUCCGUGACUUGAUUUUAAGUCCACCAUCACCACAACCAUACACCAUCUUAAGACGAGAGAUAAUGAACCGUUUAUCAUUAUCAGAUAGUCAAAGAAUCCAAAGACUUUUUCAAGGUGAAACACUAGGUGAUCGGUCGCCGUCACAGUUUUUACGUCACCUCCAAGUCUUAGUGGGUGAUAACACAGUGGGUGAAGCAGUCCUAAAACAAGGAUGGAUACAAGCUCUCCCAUGCUACGUCCAACACUGUUUGGAUCCACAGGAUCCUGAAACCUCAUUAUCUCAUUUAGCGCGUAUAGCCGACAGAAUAAUGGAAAGAGGUCCUCCAACUGGAUCAGGCAUAAUAAAUCACACACGAAAAGUAGAAUCAGCAAAAGACCCCGUAAUAGAAGGACUCAUUGCGAGUGUUAAGAGUCUCACUGAGGCGGUCACCAGAAUGCAAAUGGGUGAUAGAAACAGGAGCAGGUCACCACAACGACCAGGAUCCAAGUCACAAAACAGGUCACAAAUGUCCAGACAAUCUGGGCAGUUUUGUUGGUACCACUGGAAGUUUGGUGUCAACUCAACCAAGUGCAUGCAACCAUGCGCCUGGCCUAAGCAUAAUUCUAAGUCAGCGGGAAACGAGUAA
Messenger RNA from Schistosoma curassoni, 846 nucleotides. The record is from the annotation of a GenBank genome assembly. Lineage: Eukaryota; Metazoa; Platyhelminthes; Trematoda; Strigeidida; Schistosomatidae.